Molecule: messenger RNA, 4477 nt
Organism: Equus caballus (horse)
Lineage: Eukaryota; Metazoa; Chordata; Mammalia; Perissodactyla; Equidae
Gene: LGSN
Product: lengsin, lens protein with glutamine synthetase domain
Cellular component (GO): cytoplasm; membrane
Molecular function (GO): glutamine synthetase activity
Source: RefSeq, a predicted model, not a curated record
CACCACGGGGCCAGCCCCUGCAGAAUUAUUUUGAGGAAACAGCGUUUAGAUUAAGCAUUAAACAGCUACAUGUAUGCUUUGAGGAUCCACAAAGUCUAGGCAGAAGGAAAAUUUCCUUAUAAAAUUCCUUUCCACUGGGAAAGGAAGUAGCUGGUUAUGAUUGAAUGAGAGACUGCUAGUUGUGAGACGCCGUGAAUACUGGGUCAGUGUGAAUCCAAACAUUCAGGGAGAAAGAUGAUUGGCUAGAAGUGGCAUAACAUGGUAUUUAGGGCACAGCUUCUGGAACUAGGCUCUCCGGGUUCAAACCCUGCCUCUGCUAUCUUCCAGUUGGGAAGCUUUGGCCACGUUACUUCAUGUCACUGUGCUUCAGGGUCCUAUCUUCACAGAGGAAAAACAGGAGGAGCUGAUUCAUAGUACUGCUAUGAGGAAUCAAUGAGUGAAUUCACGUAGAGCACUUAAGAUAGUGCCUGGUGACAUAUGUUUAAUAAUUCUAUUUCUUUGUGUUACCCUGAAAGUAGACAUGACGUUGCUGGGACAAGGACAGAUUAUUAUUACUUACAGAAAUAACCUUAUUUGUUGCCUUUCCCCUCAUUUCUUCCUCCUUCUGGAAUGAUGCAAUAAGAGCCAAUGGACAGGCCUACAUGGGGUGUGUGUUGUACUGUAGGAGAGGAACCCCCAAAAUAUGAAUCUAGAGCUUAUAUAGGAGAGGGGUGGCUGUCACCUCAUUUUUCAGGAAAAGGAGAGAUACUUUUGCCCCCUACUGUGAACAAAUUCUCCUUGGGAAGAGGAGGGGAAGAAUCCUGGGUUUUUACCCUUUGGAAUAUAAAUAGUCGGCCCCCCACAUUAGUGAGUUCCAUUAUGUGGAUCCAACCAACCGUGGAUUGAAAAGCCUACAAUGGUUGCAUCUGUACAUAUUCAGUGUUUUUUCUUGUAUUUAUUCCCUAAACAAUAUAGUAUAACAAGUGUUUACAUAGCUUUUGCAUUGUAUCAGGUAUUAUAAGUAAUCUAGAGAUGAUUUAAAGUAUACGGGAGAAUGUGCGUAGGUUAUGUGCAAAUACUACACCAUUUCAUAUAAGGGACUUGAGCAGAUUUUGGUAUGGGGGGUCCUGGAGCCAGUCCCCCCCGUGCAUGCUGAGGGAUAACUGUGAGUGUUUCCUGGAAAAGAUAAGACAAGUGUUCCUAGGUUUACAGCUCCUGGAAUGUCUCUAUGGCUUUGGGUCUCAUCUGACCCCAGAAGUGUAAACACACACCCCUGGGGAGGAAAAUCUUCUGCUAUCUGUUCAAUAAUCGUUUAGAUUUCAAGGUUUGUUCUUUAACCUAAUCCAUGUAAAACUUUUCCAGAAAGCCCCAACUGUUUAGAAACAUUAAACAUUGACUUCCUGACACCUGGCACAUAGUGAACCGCUGUCAGCAUCAGCUCUCAGGAUCCUGCAGCUGGUCAGAAGCAGUGGAAAUCGUGCCGUAACUUCCGAGGAACCAGAAGGCAAAGGAGCUCAUCGUGUGACUUCAUUCUGUUCAAUAAGAUGUAAGGGGAAGUCUGUUGGAGUCAUUUCUGGGAAAACUCGGCUUUCCUGAUAAAAGGCCUCAGGCAUGGAUGGCAGUUCCCUUUAUUCCUCCUUUCCUUCCUUCCUCGAAUGAAGAGAUGAAGACCAAAGGGCAGCAAUCAUCUUUCAGUCAUGAGGCAACAGAUGUGAAUAGGACAACGUGCCCAGGAUGGGAGCAGGACGACAGGAGGAGCCUGCCUGGUCUCUGGUGGCAUUGUCAAAGAGUCGAGUCAACUUCUGCAAUCACUCUCUUCAGAAUUCUUGUUUCGAUGCAAGAGAUGAAGGUAAUGAUACGGAAGCCAGCAAGAUGAGUAAAUUAAGAAGGACCAGAAAGAAAGUCACUAAAACACAUGCUUUCCCAACUGAAAUAGGAGAAAUGGAUAUAUCUAACUCAAAAGAAAGGAUCAGAAAUCAAAUGGUGUGCCAGAAAUUGGCAGAUAUGAGCAGACUAGUUGUGGGACCUGACUCUGCUGAAACUCAUCUGCCACAAGAUGACCCAGACUCCCAAGAUCAGACAAUAGUGGUAAAACCAUCGCACCUCAAAACACCAGCCAACGCUUCUGGUGGCGAUUUUAACUCAGACUCCAGCUACACUGAUAACACCAAGGACAGCACUGAAAUUCUGACCGCACCUCAACUCUCCUCUAGAAUGAAGCACAUUAAACAAGAGAUGGCUAAAAAUCACCUUCAGUUUGUGCGAUUUGAAGCCACAGACCUCCACGGUGUGUCCAGGUCUAAGAGCAUCCCGGCACACUUUUUCCAAGAAAAAGUGAUCCAUGGGGUUUGCAUGCCCCGAGGUUAUCUUGAAUUGAUACCGAAUCCUAAGGACAAUGAAGUGGAUCACAUAAGAGCCACAUGUUUCAAUAGUGACAUAGUCCUGAUGCCUGAGCUAUCAACCUUUAGAGUUUUGCCCUGGGCUGAGAGAACUGCGAGAGUGAUUUGUGACACAUUCACUGUGACCGGUGAGCCUCUGUUGACUUCUCCAAGGUACAUCGCAAAGACACAGCUGAACCAGCUGAAGGACGCAGGCUUCUCCCUGCUCUCUGCCUUCAUCUACGAUUUUUGCAUUUUUGGUGUGCCCGAAAUUAUCAAUUCAAAGACCAUAUCUUUUCCUGCUUCAACACUGCUAAAUAAUCAUGACCAGCCCUUCAUCCAGGAACUCGUAGAUGGUUUGUAUCACACUGGAGCCAAUGUUGAAAGCUUUUCCUCCUCCACCAGGCCUGGUCAGAUGGAAAUCUGUUUUCUGCCCGAAUUUGGCAUCAAUUCAGCCGAUAAUGCAUUUACCCUGAGAACAGGUGUCAAAGAAGUGGCAAGGAAAUAUAAUUACAUCGCCAGCUUUUUCAUUGAGACUGGAGUCUGCAAUUCAGGAAUUUUGUCUCAUAGUCUCUGGGAUGUCUGUGGGAAGACAAACAUGUUUUGCAGCAGUUCUGGAGUUGAGCAGCUCACCAUCACUGGGAAAAAAUGGUUGGCGGGGCUCCUGAAGCACUCUGCUGCCCUCAGUUGCCUGAUGGCUCCCGCUGUUAGCUGCCGAAAGCGCUAUUCCAAGGAGAGCAAAGACCUGAAGGAGAGCGUGCCCACCACGUGGGGCUACAACAAUAACAGCUGUGCGUUUAAUAUCAAGUGUCAUGGCGAGAAAGGCGCCCGGAUAGAAAAUAAACUGGGCUCAGCCACAGCAAAUCCUUACCUGGUGCUGGCCGCCACGGUUGCGGCCGGCUUGGAUGGACUUCAAAGCAGUGAUGAUGUCUUGGUGGGUCCAGAUGACAGCACAGACCUUUCUCAGUCACAUCCUUCUGAGAUCCCUUUGAAACUGGAAGAUGCCCUUGUGGCACUGGAGGAAGAUGAGUGUCUGAGAGAGGCUCUAGGAGAAACUUUCAUUCGGUAUUUUGUUGCCAUGAAGAAAUAUGAGUUGGAAAAUGAAGAAACAGAUGCUGAGAGGAAUAAAUUCUUAGAGUAUUUUAUUUAGAGUGGAAUCCUUAAUAUUCCUCUAGAGAUGUGAUUUUUACUUAAGUAGCUAAUCUACCAGAAAGAAAAGAUUGGACUUCUGUAAUUAACAACUACAAGACUAUCAACGCUUUUGCUCUUUUUUGCCCCUGUAGAAUAUUUGACAGAUCAAGUGCGACUGCUGAGAGAAGAUUCUGAUAACAGAAACAAACAAUAAAGUUGUGGUGAAGCUGUAAUAUGCAAACUUACCAGGUCUUGUCAGUUAGUCGUCAUUUUCUCCGUGUGUGUUGACCUAGAUAGAAACAGUCAACUUUUUUCAGGCAAUAAAUAUAUUCACAUAAUAAAAAAGCCAAUAAUUAGAAAGCAAAAUUUAAAGGACUGGAAAAAAGAGGAAAUAAUUUUAUUUAUUCACAUAGGUUGUGACUUCCAGGGAGACAAAAAUACUUACUAAUAUAAUCUCACUAAUCAAGACAUAUUGAGGAUCUAUUUUGCAAUCAUUAUUGUGAUGUUUCUAAAUAAGUCUAGCUUUGCAAAAAUACAGCAUGAGGACAAGUCAGCAGAAGUUUUCGCAUAGGUCCCUUCUCUUUUUUCCCUUCUUCACUAGUUCCUGAAGGGAUUAGGAACUUCAAGGCUGUCGUGUCCCCAAGAAGCAAACCCACAAGACAUGGAAUUCGGGCUGGGAACAAUGAGGUCAGAUAUUUAAUAGCAGUCAAAACCUCUCUUCAAACAAUGCCUCAUGUGGAAGCUCAAUACAAACAAUAUAGGUGAAGUGGCGAUGUGCAUGCGGGUGGGCGGGCCCUGCCUGCUUCACUCUGUUCUUUGAAACUAGAGAUUUCAAAGCCACCUCUACUUCUUUGUGAAGGAUGUGAACAGCCGCUUAUGUACCCAGGCUAUGUCUGCAGCUCAAAUUUGUAUUUAAACUACUGAUUCUGCGAUCCCCACAGGUUGUUAUCUCCCCAGAGAAUAUUAAAUAUUCCAGACCUUUGUUUGAA